GAACCAUCUUCUACCGACUCUGUACCGAUAGAUGCCACUUAACUCUAUAUAAUUAAUUAGUGCACCUUUUAAUGUUUAUCAACACAAAUCACAAUCCGCAGCACUUCGGUGGGAGACAGAAUUGAAAUUCCAUGCACAAGUUCAUUCAAUUAAUUGCUACAAGUUUACUUUAUCAAAAUGCAUCUAGUGUGGCCAGUGCUUAUGGCGUUUGGUGUAAUCUAGGUAUAGAAAUAUCUACCAAACCGCUGAUAUAGUUUGAAUACAAGAGCCUACAGUGUUACUGCUUUGAGUUUAAGGACAUGUUUUUUGUGAGAUCAGAGAUUACCUUAGAGUGUUUACCAAUUGAUACACCCGCUUCAUUGUUUUAAUGGUUUUAUUUUCAAAUGUAAGAUCUAGUGAGUGAGUAGCGGCAGAUUUAACCUCGAGGGCUAGGGACUGUCCACUGUCCAAGUACACACAGAUCGAAGACCUUUGACCUUGAUGAACUCAAUAAACCUACAUUGUUAAUGUGUAUUAAAACAGUGUGGAUCACAAACGUUUCCUACCGCCUGGUUUUGUUGCAGAGUGGGUUAGCUUUGAUCUCUUACUCUAACCCAAUUUUAACCCUACCCUUACCUUACUCUAAACCUACCCAACUCUAACAAUGUACAAUAGCACUUUUCUUAUGGAAAUGUUUACACAAACAAACAUACUGUUGUCUGCCAAGUGUGCCAUCUAGUUUCCCUUUAAUAGACACAUUUUUGUUUUUAGAUUUAAUUAUUCUAUAGGUCACCCAUAAUUUAACCUCGGUUCAGCAAAGAAACGACCAGUGAAGCAUGGCGGUGUAUUUCUACCUCGAUGGCUGAACAACAGCUGUAGCUCUGACCCACUUAUUCAUCUAUCCUUAGACUAAUGUCACGUGACCCACUCAUGCCACAUUACUGAAAAGAGACUUUAUCAAUGAAGGGCUGGUUGAUUGACUGUCUGGAAUAUCAUCUGUAGCCCAACAGCGCUCUCUGGGGGACAGGCCUCGGAACAUACACGAGCCGUGUCGCUCUCGCUUAGACAAACUAAUCUUUUGAUCUUCUGAGGUCUCAGCGUCUUCCGUCUGAAGGUUCGUCGGGGUAAUGGAGGUUUUUAUGAAACUAUGCAAAAUCCUUUGUUUAAUGCUCACGUUGCCGCUGUGGAUACUGGAGCAGCUGGGCUUGUACGGUUUAUACAAACGGGUGUUUCCUUUCCUCGCCUAUAACAUAACAUUUUCAUACAAUGACAAAAUGCACAAAGUGAAGCGAAACCUUUUCCGUAACAUCCACAACUUCACCAAUAAGGACCACACUCUGCGACUGCUGGAGAUCGGCUGUGGGAGCGGGGCAAACUUCCCCUUCUAUCCGGGGGGCUGCACCGUGACCUGCACCGACCCCAACCCGCACUUUGAGAGGUACUUGAGGAGGAGCAUGGAGGCGAACACGCACCUGACAUACGAGGCGUUCUUAGUCAUGUCCGGUGAGGACAUGACGGGGGUCGCCGACCAGAGCAUGGACGUGGUGGUCUGCACGCUGGUCCUCUGCUCGGUCCGGGACGUCCGACGGGUCCUGGAGGAGACGCAACGCAUCCUCAGACCGGGCGGGGCCUUCUACUUCAUGGAGCACGUGGCCUCGGCCCGCGGGUCGUGGACCUUCUUCUUCCAGUACGCACUGCAGCCGGCCUGGUACUACCUGGGGGACGGCUGUGUGACCACCAGGGAGACGUGGAAGGACCUGGAGGCCGCCGGCUUCUCCUCGCUCCACCUCUCACACGUGGAGGCCCCGCAGGUCACCUACACCAUCAGGCCGCACGUCCUGGGCUGGGCCGUCAAGUGACGACGGGUGGGUCAGGACCUUAACCUACUGGUUACGGUUACAGAUUGAGGAGCCACACCCGGCCUAUUUGACAGAAAAUAUAUUUUAUUUGCUUACAGGAUCGGAAAGUCAUCGUUUGCUUUUUUAACCUCACUGGAACAAAACACAAAAGGAAAAAAAAUAAAUAUUACCUGGACAGUUGUGCUUUUCCCUGAUUGUCUAAGUAACAGCCAAAUUAAAUCAACACAGAUCGAUCCUCUGGUCUAAUGCCCUUUAUGUUCUUCUGCACAAAAGAAAGAAUGACAGUUGUAACAUUUAUUACCAAGGGAAUGGGGUCGGUUGGUAAGGUUGGUACAGUCACGUUAUGUGAACAAAAAAUCCUCGGGAUGCUGUAACAAGUGGAAAAGAGCCAUUG
Molecule: messenger RNA, 2232 nt
Organism: Gadus macrocephalus (Pacific cod)
Lineage: Eukaryota; Metazoa; Chordata; Actinopteri; Gadiformes; Gadidae
Product: N6-adenosine-methyltransferase TMT1A-like
Exons: 2
Coding region: 1107-1838 (243 amino acids)
Molecular function (GO): S-adenosylmethionine-dependent methyltransferase activity
Source: RefSeq, a predicted model, not a curated record